Nannospalax galili (Upper Galilee mountains blind mole rat) is the source of this 5946-nucleotide messenger RNA. It is a transcript of the gene Qrich2, whose product is annotated as glutamine rich 2. The record is from RefSeq and is a predicted model, not a curated record. The transcript has 23 exons. NCBI's taxonomy places the organism in Eukaryota, Metazoa, Chordata, Mammalia, Rodentia, Spalacidae.
AUGCCGCCGGCGCUGGCCUCCAGGGUCUCCCUCCGGGAGCUGGCCGACCUGGCCAUCGGCACCCCGGAAGUGGGCGCCGUGAACUUCACGGCCCUGCACACACUUAUUGUGGCCAUGCUCGAGAGCCUCAACCUCCAGGAGGUCCUCAUCGAUUUCCACCACCCGUCCAGCGAGCCUGGCCGCCCGACUGAGGACCUCCGGACCUCCUUCAGCACCCCGAACGUACCGCCCACCAAAGAGAAGCGCAAGAGUUUGACCAGGCUGCCAUCCCACACCCUGGAGGGCCAGGUGAAAGACCUGGGCUGCCAGGUGCAGGACCUCAGCAAGCAGCUCAAGAACAUGGACAGCAAGAUACAGGGCAUUGCCACCCACGUGGAGUACAUCUCCACAGCCCAGGCCUCUGACCUCCACCGGGAUUCCUCCAAGUCGGAGCAGGAGGCUCUGCUGGAACCUCAGGUUUCCCAGACGAAGCCUUCCAAGGUGUUUGACCCCCAGGUGGUCCCUGAACGGCAGGCACGCUCCAGCCUAGGGAGCCCUCAGGCGCCACAUACAAAGCCCUCCAAAACCUCGAAGGACAUCAGAGAGAGGAGCCCACACAAGUCCAUGGAUCUGCUUCAAGACAUCUUAGAGGACAUGAAAGUUCUGAAAGAGGCCAACCAGAAGGUGCAAGAGUCUCCUGAGCUGAAUCCCCAGGAAAAGAACCGGGAGCCUGGUUUUAUCUGCCAGGAACUCCUUCAGCGCAUUAAUGACCUUGAGAAGCUCGUCAAAGAUCAAGAUGAAUAUCUGGAUCAAUUAAGUCGGAGGAUGAAUUUUGUUCCGGGUGGAGAAGAAGUCACCAUGGUCACCUGGGAAGAGCUAGAACAAGCAAUCACUGACGGCUGGAAGGCCUCACGAAAGAGCUCAGAAACAUCCAUAGGAACACCUGGUAGGCACAGGAUGACGUCUUCUAUAACAUCAAAUGACCUCUUUCCAAGUGGAGUCUUUACCAAGCGCACAAGUACUGAGCAGGCUCUGGAUUCCACUGGUGGCCCAGAACAGACCAUAACAGGACCUGGUGUUGUAGGACACCCCUCUGAAAGAGUCACCAGCAGAGAUCAGAGAAUAUCAAAUAUUGGAUUUCCCAGGAGAGAUCAGCACCCACAGGCUCGUGAGCUAUCCCAGAUCACAGCAGAGACAGAUCACCAGAGGACUAGGGAGCCUGUACCUUCAACACAUCCCAAAAGAGAUGAAAAGCAUCCUGGCCCAAUUCAGGACUUACCCCCAGCCAGAGAUCAGCAUGGUGGGGUGCCCAUUAGCCAGGGUCAGGUCUACCCAAAGCCAGAUCUUCAUGAAUUAGGAGUACCUGGCAUGGAUCAGCCAGCAUUGGUAUAUCCUAGCACUUAUUUACAUACUGUGGUACCCAUCAGUACGGGUCAGCUUGGUGUACUGCCACCAGAAAUGGAUGAUCAGGGAUUGGUACCACUUGUCAUGGACCAGCAUGGCAUGAUGCCAACAUUGGGACCUGGCAGGGAUCGACAAGGCCUGCAGUCUCCUAGUACAGACCAGCUUGCUACAGUUCCACCGAGCACAUAUCAGCCUGGCAUGAUUCUUCCUGACACAGGCCAACAGAGCAUGGAACAGCCUGUCAUACCUGAAAGUGGUCUGGGACCAUGGCCCAUGGAUCAGCAAGGAUUGAUGCCAGUUGGCGUGGAUCAGCAGGCAUUCCCUCCAUCUCUUGCAGAUUCGUAUGGCUUGGUAUCACCUGGUUUGAUGCAACUUAGUGCAGAUCAGCAAGGUUUUGGACAGCCUAGUUUUCAAGCAUCUGGUUUUAUACAAUCUGGCAGAGAAUAUUAUGAUUUUAUCCCGCCUGGGGCAGAUCCAUAUGGUGUGGCACAGCCUGAUGCCUAUCAGCCUGGCUUGGUCCAACCUGUUACAGAUCAACCUGGUUUGGUGCCACCUGGGGCAGAUCGACAUGGUUCAGCACAGGCUGGGGCAGGUCGGCGAGUUUCAGUGCAGACUGGGGCAGGUCGGCAAGGUUCAGCACAGCCUGGGACAGAUCAGCGUAGUUUGAUACAACCUAGUGCAGAUUGGGGUGGUUUGGUACAGCCUGGCACAGACCAAGGUUUGGUGUCUCCUGGUGCAGGUCAGCCUGGCUUGGUUCAACCUGAUUUGUCACAAAUUGGUAUAGAUCGGCGUGGUUUGGUCCAGGCUGGUGCAAGUCAACAAGGUUUAGUGCAACCUGGCACAGGUCAGCCAGGCAGAGAUCAGCAUGGCUUGGUACAGCCAGGUGCAUAUCUGCCUGGUUUGCUGCAACCUGGAAUGGAUCCCGGUGGAUUAGUGCAACCAAGUGAGGUUCAGCAUGGGUUGGUGCCCCCUGGUGCAUAUUACUAGAGUGUGGUACAGCCUGGGGCAGAUCAGCAUGAUUUGGUGCAGCCUGGUACAGAUUGGGGUGGUUUGGUGCAACCUGGUGCAAUUCAGGAUGGUUUAAUGCAAACUGGGAUGGAUCAGCAUGGUUUGGUCCAGCCUGGUAUAGACCAGUAUGGUUUGGUUCAGCCAAGAGCUGAUCAGUAUGGUUUUGUGCAGCCUAGUGCAGAUCAAUUUGGUUUAGCACAACCAGGUCUAGCACAACAUGGUUUACUCCAACCUCAACAUGGUUUACUCCAACCUGGCAUAGGUCAGCAUGUUUUGGCCCAACCUGGUGCAGAUGAGAGUGACUUGGCCCAACCUGGAAUGGAGCAGCAAGGUUUGGUCCAGCCUAGCACAGAUCAGCAUAGUUUGGUGCAACCUGGUACAAUUCAACCUGGCUUGGUACAACCUGGAGUGGACCACCGUGGUUUGGUGCAACCUAGGGCAGAUCAGUGUGGCUUGGUGCAGCCUAGGGUGGCCCAGCGUGGCUUGAUGCAGUCUGGAGAAGGUCAGCCUGAUCUGGUUCAGCCUGUCGUGGAUCAGCACAACUUGGUACAGCCAGGCAUAGUUCACUCUGAUUUGGUGCAGCCUGGCAUGGAUCAGCGUGGCUCAAUGCAGCCUGGGGCAGAACAGCUUGGCUCACUGCAGCCUGGUUUACUGUAGCCUGGGGCAGUUCAGCCUGGUUUACUGCAGACUGGGACAGUUCAGUCUGGCAUUAAGCAACCUGGAAUUGGUCAGCCUAGUACAGAUCCCUGUGGCUUGGUUCACCCUGGGGCACACAUGCCUGAUAUGGCUCAACCUGGUGUAUAUCCUCCUGGUUUCAUCCAACCUGGUAUUUUUUCUUGUGGUUUUUCUCAACCUAGUGCAUAUCCACGUGGUUUCAGACAACCCACUGCAAGACCACAAGGCUUCAUAACACCAAGGGUAGAGCUUCAUGGCUUUUCAAGACUCCAGAUAGAUUCUCAGAAUAUGAGAUCACCCCACCCAUAUCAGCCCUCUAUAGUUCCUCCUGACCAAGAAAAAUAUGACCAUGGUCAAGCCAGGCAAAGUAGAACACAUCGUGGCAUAGACCAGCUGGGCCCCAGACCAUUAAGCACGGGUUUGAGAUCCACGCUCCCAGAUCAACAGCAACUGAUAUCACUUGGCCCAGGUCAAGAAGGCCGGAUAUACCCAGGUGCAGUUCAGUAUGUUCAAACAGAUGCUGGCGCGGACUACCCCGGCCCGGAGUACCAAGGUGAUGAGUCUGGCCACCGAGUUUGGGAUCCAAGCAGAAGACUUGGCUCAGUCCAAUAUGAUCGUGCUGCCCAGACUGCCCCAGGCCAAGAUGUCACCUAUUCCAGGAGUCGAGGCUCCUUUAGCCAUCUCCAACAAAUCAGGUCAGAAAGUGAGACCCAUAGUGAGCGUAAGGAUUCAUUGGAGAAACUGGCACCAAACUUCCCCACGGCCGUGGAAACAUUUCGUCUGAUGGGUGAGCUCAUUGGCCUUUAUGUAGAGCUGAAGGAAAACACAAAGGAUCUGGAUGAGAAGCACGCUGGCCAGACUGACUUAGAGAAGAUCCAGUACCUGCUGUCACUGAUGAUCAGAAAGGCCAUGCCCCAGGACCUGCAGGAGCAGCUCAAGACCCUAAAAUCCUUGAACAAAGAAGUUCGGCAGGACAAGGCCAAACUGGACAAGAUACAAAGGCUUCUGGAAGGUGAAGGCCCUCCUGGAGAGAAGGACUUGAAGCCUAGCCAGCUGAGCUUGCAGCUAGGCACCCUCAGAGUCACUGUGUCUGACAUUGAGAAGGAGCUGGCUGAGCUGAGAGAGGGCCAGGAGCGAGGCAAGGCUGCCAUGGAGAAUUCAGUCUGUGAAGCCUCCCUUUACCUGCAGGAUCAGUUAGACAAGCUCAGGACCAUCAUCGAGAGCAUGCUGAGUUCCUCCUCCACACUGCUGUCUUUGAGCAUGACCCCUCACAAGUCCACAACCGCCCUGGUGCCUGGCCAGAUUGACCCCGAGGCCACCUGCCCAGCCUGCAGUCUGGACUUGGGUCAUCAGGUCAGCCUGCUGGUGCAGCGUUACGAGCAGCUGCAGGACAUGGUCAAUACCCUGGCUGCCUCCCGGCCCUCCAAGAAGGCCAAGCUCCAGAGCCAGGACGAGGAGCUGCUGGGCCACGUGCAAAGCGCCAUUCUGCAAGUGCAGGGUGACUGUGAGAAGCUGAACAUCACCACCAGCAACCUCAUUGAGGACCAUCGGCAGAAGCAGAAGGACAUUGAGGUGCUGUACCACGGUCUAGAGAAGCUGGAGAAGGAAAAGGCCGAUAGGGAGCACCUGUUCGUGGAGAUGGAUGUGAAAGCCAACAAGAGCGACCUGGAGUCUAAAGUGAGCAGGAUCCAAUUUGAUGCCACCACGGAGCAGUUGAACCACAUGAUGCAGGAACUAGUGGCCAAGAUGAGUGGACAGGAGCAAGACUGGCAGAAGCUGGUGGACAGACUUCUGGCGGAGAUGGACAGCAAGCUGGACCGCCUGGAGCUGGACCCAGUGAAGCAACUGCUGGAGGAUCGCUGGAAAUCCCUGAAGCAGCAGCUCAAAGAGCGCUCGCCGCUCUACCAGGCGGAUGAGGCAGCCGCCAUGCGGAGGCAGCUCUUGGCUCAUUUCCACUGCCUCUCCUGUGAUCGUCCCUUGGAGAUGCCUGUGACUGGACAAGUCAUCCCUGUGACCCCUGUGGGUCCUGGUCUGCCUGGCCACCGUUCCAUCCGGCCCUACACUGUGUUUGAGCUAGAGCAGGUUCGCCAACAGAGCCGCAACCUGAAGCUGGGUGGCAGCUUCCCUCGGGGUGACCUGUCACAGAUGGAGAGGGGUGUGGGGCGACUGCGCACCAUGCACUCCAAGGUGUUGAUGGACAUCGAGAAGGUGCAGAUCCACUUAGGAGUCUCCAUGAAGGCCAGCAGCCAGAUGAUCCGAGAGCUGCUACAAGCUCGGUGCCUCGACCACCCCUGCUACAAACGGGGCGCAGAUUCAGCAGAUUACACUUACUCCACUGUGCCUCGGCGCUGUGGGGGCAGCCACACCCUCACCUACCCCUACCGCCGAAACCGCAUGCAGCAUCUGUCCCCACUGGAGGAGAUCCAGAUCACCAUGAAGCAUGAUGAGGUUGAUAUCUUGGGCCUUGACGGACACAUUUACAAAGGACGUAUGGAUACGAGGCUUCCAGGCAUCCUGACCAAAGACUCUCCAGGGAUGACGAAGCACAAGUCCAAGCAGCUCCAGCAGCUCCAGCAGCCCCAGCAGCCCCGACCCCACGUACACAGGCAACAGUCCCUCAGCAACAGCAGCCUGCCACCCUCUCGGCCUCAGAGUGCACAGAUGUUGACCAACAACCCAGGUUCCUCACGGCAAAAGAAAGUCCGGCCCAUCUCCUCUGAGGGGCGUCUCUCCCAGUUGAAUAUAGCCUCGCCAUCCAGCCCCACGGAUCUGGCAAGCCUGGAGGGCAGCCAACAGGGGCUGGACAUGACCAUGGAUGUGCCUCCUGGCGAGGGGCUGGAGGAACCCACCCAAGGGUCGAGGUCUACUACCACUCACUGA